UGAUAAGAACAGCCAAUUUGCCGGGUAAACAAAGAAGGAUCAGGAACUAAACAGGGGACAGAUGGUGUUUUAAAAUAUACCAAGGUGUAGUUAGUACCUUCCAGGAUUGAAAAUGGCUGGAAGUUUCUGGCAUAGUUCCCAUUAUCAGCAGUGGCUGUUGGACAAACAGGAUCUUCUCCGUGAGCGACAACAGGAUCUCAAAGUUCUUAGCGAAGAAGAAUACCAAAAGAUUCUCAUAUUUUUUGCAAACUUUAUUCAGUCUCUUGGAGAACAGCUCAAGCUUCGUCAACAAGUCAUUGCCACAGCAACAGUUUACUUCAAACGGUUUUACUCCAGGAAUUCUCUAAAAUGUAUUGAUCCAUGGCUUAUGGCUCCCACCUGUAUAUUUCUUGCCUCAAAAGUAGAAGAGUUUGGUGUUAUCUCGAAUAGCAGGCUCAUCACUACGUGUCAGACAGUGGUGAAGAACAAAUUUUCCCAUGCGUACCCCCAGGAGUACCCAUACAGAAUUAACAGUGUAUUGGAAUGUGAGUUCUUCCUCCUGGAAAUGAUGGACUGCUGUUUAGUGUUAUAUCAUCCCUACCGACCUCUGACAGAAUAUUUCUCCGACAUUGGUCAUGAAGAUACAUUAUACCCACUGGCUUGGCGAAUUGUAAAUGACAGCUUGAGAACUGACGUAUGCCUGAAUUACGCCCCAUACCUUGUUGCUCUUGCAUGUUUGCAUAUCGCCUGCGUGAUACAGAAAGUGGACCUCAAACAAUGGCUCGCUGAAUGUAAUGUUGAUAUGGACAAGAUCUUGGAAAUUUCAAGGCAGAUUCUUGCUUUAUAUGAUUUAUGGAAAAAUUACGAUGAGAAAAAGGAUAUUGCUGGAAUACUAGAGAAGAUGCCUAAACCGAAGACGAGUCCUACAACGACACCAACAACAGCUGGACCAGAUGGUGCCCAACAGUUACAACAACAGACUCAGCAUCAGUGACAGUCUCUGUGAUUGGUUCUUUUUUAGACCAAUCAAAAUGUGCGUAGGAUUCUUAGUCAGACUGUGUCAUCAGCGUGUAGAAACUAGCUACCUUAUGUAUUUGUAGAAGACAAAAACAUAUCUUCUGUCUUUCCAACGUUUUCUGGCAUGAUCAUAGUUAACAUGUCAAGCAAAAAGUGUGUUAAAGUUGAAUUAUGAAUUGAAAUAUUCAUGAUGAACAUUUAACAAAUAUUGUAAGAGGUAGAGUCCAUGGACACAUGACUGAGAUCAAGGAUUUUAUGUUGAUUCCAAAAAUGUGGGUCCAUUGGAGUUAACUCCCUUUGGAAUAAUUAGCAUACGUGUUCAUUCACAUAAAGUUGUCAACAUUCCAGAGAAAAUGGUGCUCAGUAAUGAUAAUGUAGGUAACAAAGAAAGUUUUCUCAAGGGAGAAAUUCACAAUAAAUCAUCUUAAAAU
This is a messenger RNA of Ylistrum balloti, 1427 nucleotides long. RefSeq names its product cyclin-C-like. Gene Ontology annotation, cellular component: mediator complex; nucleus. The record is from RefSeq and is a predicted model, not a curated record. Gene Ontology annotation, molecular function: cyclin-dependent protein serine/threonine kinase regulator activity. The coding region runs from base 113 to 973 and encodes 286 amino acids. Lineage: Eukaryota; Metazoa; Mollusca; Bivalvia; Pectinida; Pectinidae. Gene Ontology annotation, biological process: positive regulation of transcription by RNA polymerase II. The transcript is spliced from 11 exons.